AUGGAAAAUGGAAAAACAGAAGAAAUGCUGGAGGGUGUGUCAGAAGAUAAACACGAGACCGUGGAGGAGCCGAACCUGGAGAUCGCUCAGCUGCAGGGCCUGGUGGCUGAGCUGCGCGAGGGGCUCCACGCCGCUCUGACGGAGCUGCAUGACCUGCACCAGAGGGACCACGGCCUGGAGGAGAAGCUGCAGGCGCAUCAGACCGACGUGGACGACAAGAUCAUGGGCCUGAAGAACUCACUCAACACCUUCAAGGAGGAGCUGAAUGUGGCUCUGUUCCACAUUAAGGACGUGUCCAGCCGACAGAGGGAGGUUCAGAAGAAGAUGGAACAGCUGCAGACGGACAACAGCAGUGACGUCAUCUCGGUUCCACACAGCAGAAAGAGCUCCAAGGCAGAUGUGCUCCCGGGGGAGGAACACAUCUGUGUGGCCGGCCAAUCAGAGCUCAGCGUUUUCCAACACUUCUUCUCCAGCCUGCCACAUGGUGGGUCGUCCCAGAGGAGCAACACAUCACCACAGACCUUUGAGCAGGAGGUGCAGCUGCAGAGAGGUUGUCCAUCCUGGGGGGAGAGGAAGACGAGCAGAGACGACCCAGAUGCCCUCACCAGUCCAACUGAACCCAGUAAGAGGCAGAGAGCUGCUCUGGAGCUGCUGGAGUCAGAGAGAGUCUACGUCUCCCACUUGUCUCUGCUGCUGAAGGCCAACAUCUCCUUCAACGGGUCGGAGCCCAUCGCCCCCAAGGACAAGCGUCCGUUUCCCAGCUCCCUGAGGUUUCUCAUCCAGCAGCAUCUGGAGCUGCUCCACACUCUGCAGGAGCGAGUGCUGAAGUGCCAGUGGCAAGGCAUCAUGGGGGAUGUGUUCAUGAGGCUGACCAGCACAGAGAGCGACUUCUUGGAUUUCUACGUGUCCUACCUGAAGGAGCUUCCAGACUGUUUGUCCGUCGUCUCCAUGCUCGCAUCCAGCUCCAUGAAGACCUCUGCCCUCCUGGAGAGCGACAUAAUGGGCGACGAAUCCAAACCCUCCCUCCACACUCUGCUCCUCCAGCCGGUCCAGAGGAUCCCAGAGUACCUGCUGCUGCUACAGGGGCUGCUGAGGCAGACUGAAGCCGAGCACCCAGACUACUACCUGCUGCUGGUGUGCAUCCAGCAGUUCCGGACCUUCACCGCUCAGUACCACCACCUGCUGCAGCACAACCAGGAGCUCCUGCUGCACAACCGCCAGGAGGUCAAGAGGUCGACUAUGAAACAGCUGCUGAUGACAGUAGAGAGUGGGAUUAAAAACAACAACAUCGGCUCUCCGUACCCGUGCAGCAGCGCCGCCAUGCUAGAACAUGCGAACCAGGUGAAGCGCAGCAAGCAGCGGCUCCUGGAGCAGAUCCGGUCCCACCGGUUCCAGGAGUGGGAUCGAGACCCGGAUUCUCACUGUUACGACUCGGAGUGGCCGUCCCAGCUCCCGUUCUUCAACCCGGUCCUGGACUCACGGAACCACAAGCCCACGGGUCUGGGCAGUAUCCCGGAGAGCGAGUCGACUGAGCGCUCCAUGUCGUGUCAGCAUCAUCUUCCCUCCAGAGCGGCCGACUUCCGUCAGGUUCAACCCGGCUCUGCUCUGGCCGAUGCUCUGGGGGAGUUCCUCCUGCCUCCGGACCCCCCGGGGAUGGAGAGCCUCUACGAAGAGGACGGCCGGUCCCUCCACGACGUCUCCAUGUUCGACCAGUGCUCCUCGGCCUCCUCGGAUUCCUCCAUCGACAUCGCCUUCGUGAAGUGCCCCAAGGCCCCGGCCGCCUCGCACCACGCCAUGGCAUCGAACGUGUCCACGUCCCGAGACGUCUUCGGCAACGGCGGAAGCCACGGCAAUGGUUUUGGCAAACUGCCCAACCGAGGCUGCGUGUCUCCGGACGAGGCUGUGAUGAUGCGCCGCCAUCAGCAUCGCCCCCUUCAGGCCAGCCAGCGUAAGAGCAAGUCCCUGAACGGCCUGCAGAUGGACAACACGGUGAGCGGCCUGGACGGGGCCCCUCUGUCCGACCACCUCCAGAGAGUCGGGCUGGGCAGCCACGCCAAGCUGGAGCGCCAGGGCAGCAAGGGCAGCAAAGGGUGUGCCACGCCGUCCCGUAAGGGCCACAGCCCCAUGGGGAGCCGGGCGGACGCCGACAAGCAGAGCGGGGAUCUUCACGGGCUGCUCAGCAUUGACUCCGGGAUCCAGUCGUGGGGCGACGAGUCAAAGUGGAGGACGGAGGAGAACAACCACUCCCACUUCAGUGAGAGGAGUCGGAAGCAGGACAAAGGAGGCUUCAGGAGCUCCUUCAAGAAACUCUUCAAGAAGAAGAGCAGUGAUGAGAAGAAAGACAAAGGUGGAGAGAAAGCAGCAGAAAACCAGAACAGCUGUGACCACGAGACGUCAGGGAAGAAUUCCAAACUGGUUCAUCUGGAGAUAAACCGUGGCACAGCCGUGUGAAGGCCGACUCCACCGCACAGAGGAUCUCUGUGUGAGGCAGGAUCUCUGUGUGAGGCCAAGGGACGUCUCAGUCACAGCUGCUGUAUAAAUGUACAGGUAGAAGCCAUAUUUCCUCUAGAGUAUAAAUCAGAUUUUUUAUGUAAAAACACAAAGUCCAGCCCCCGGCCUUCACACUGCACAGAAACUAUAUGACAUUGUGGAUAACACCAUUUUCUUUUUUAUUAUUAUUAUUUCAUCAUUCUUACGUUAAAAGGCACAAACAGACACACAGGUUUUUUAUUUUAAAUUCAUUAAGCUACAACUUCACAGCUCAUUUGAAUAGGUUGUUACACUACUCCACCACUAGAUGGUGUACUUUAACACUCUCUGCUCUCCCUCCAGUUAACGUCUCGUUUAAAAUCCAACUUUUAAACUGUGAACAUUUUCCUGCUGAUAUUUUUCAUGGCUGCUCAAUUUCCCAUAACUCAUAACUUAUUAUAUUGUGCAUAUAGUCACGAGAACAACUGGUAUUCUAUUCUUAUUUCUGUAUUUUUCGGACGUUUUGUUUAAAUAAUUAAAAAUAAUUGAUGAUCAAAUGUUUUUCUUAGACAGUUAAUUCAAUGCACUGAAUACAUUGUGUUGUUGAAAGAUGAAUGUGACGUCAAGUUC
Messenger RNA from Pleuronectes platessa (European plaice), 3099 nucleotides. RefSeq names its product Rho guanine nucleotide exchange factor (GEF) 33 (gene arhgef33). The transcript has 17 exons. Bases 1 to 2451 code for a protein of 816 amino acids. Lineage: Eukaryota; Metazoa; Chordata; Actinopteri; Pleuronectiformes; Pleuronectidae. Gene Ontology annotation, molecular function: guanyl-nucleotide exchange factor activity. The record is from RefSeq and is a predicted model, not a curated record.